Cercocebus atys (sooty mangabey) is the source of this 5879-nucleotide messenger RNA. It is a transcript of the gene IBA57, whose product is annotated as IBA57, iron-sulfur cluster assembly homolog (S. cerevisiae). Bases 3064 to 3924 code for a protein of 286 amino acids. Lineage: Eukaryota; Metazoa; Chordata; Mammalia; Primates; Cercopithecidae. The record is from RefSeq and is a predicted model, not a curated record. The transcript has 3 exons. Gene Ontology annotation, molecular function: protein binding. Gene Ontology annotation, cellular component: mitochondrial matrix.
ACCUCUUGUGCGGUAUUUGGGGUACACUAAAAAAGUCAUUGGUCGUUGAUGUGAAAUUCUGAUUUAACCAGGUGCCCUGUAUUUUCUCUGGCAACCCUGUCCCCUGCGCCCCUCGGCGGUAUCUGGAAAGAUUUUUGGUUGUCAUGAUGGGAUGUGGUACAGGCAAGGGGUGCUGCUCAGCAUCUGGACAGCCCCCACCAUGGAUAUCAAUGAGGCUGAGAAAGCUCCCCAGGCCAGGGCUCUCCUUUGCGGCUAGUCUCCUGGCAGUCUUCAGGUGUGGCAGGGGUUGGGGUGGGCCUGGGGGUCACGUCCCAGCUCAGUUGGUCCUGAGAAGCUGCUUGGUAGACAGUCACCGGCACAGAGGGCUGGAAAGUGCCCUUGACCCCAGAACCUGGGUCCUGUGAGGACAUCCACCCUGUGGGAGGCCAGGGAGUGCUCAGCAGAUGGGGGCAGCAGGGGAUUUCAGCAUGGGUGGGGGUUCCAACCAAGGCAGGCAGCUGAGCCAGCCCCACCUCAGAGUGCAGGGGCCCUCAGCUUAAUCUUCUCUGGGCUCCACUCUCGACUGAUGGACCCAUGGGGCACCCUGGCCCCACCCUGCCUGUCCUGCCCCAGCUCCUGCCCUUGCCCUGUAGGACUCUGCGGCCUCCCCUGUGCCUGUGUGCCCAGCUUACUAGACCCUGGACCUGCGAUCCCUCAGCUCCACUCUAGUCCCCUUACUUUGUCCCUCUACUCUGCCUGGCGCUGCUCAGCUCCUCCCUGCCUGUCCAGUGCCCAGCACCCUGUGCCCAUGACCUCAUAUCUGUCCCUCCGCCCGGGUCCCCUGCUUACCUGUGUUUUAGUCCAUCUUUGUCUGCUGACCCUAAUGUAGACUUUAAAAAUACAAAUACGCAUGCAUGUGGUUAAAAACUUGCUGAUGUCAGAUGGCUGGGAUGAAAGGACUGCCUGCUGCCUUCCCUCUUGUAGUGCUCGGACACCUCUGCAGGGGAAGCUCCUUGUUUUGUUUUGUUUUGUUUUGUUUUCCCCCACUUCUUAUUUUGAAAUAAUUAUAGAUUUGCAGGAAGUUGCAAAAAAAAAAAAAAAACAACCUGUGGGAGGAGAUCGCAUAGACCCCUCCCCAGUUCCCCUGAUUGCACACACAGGGCACAUCUGGGGUCUCUGGAUUUGUGUGUCUUACUUUGUGCGUGUGUGCAUGCAUGUGUAUAACUGCGAUUUUCUAACGUGCGAAUACCUGUGGCCAUGAUCAGGCCCAUGCGGCUUCCUGCUCCUGCCCCUGAAUGGGCACCCCCACCACCCCGAAACCUGUUCUCCAGCUGUAAAAUUGUGUCAUUUCAGGAGUGUCAUAGAUGGAUGCACCGGCCUGUUAUUUUUUGGCCUUACCCUUUUCCCUCACCAUAGUGCCCUCAGAUCCACCCACUUCUGUCCAUCUCUGGCUCCCUGUUCUUGCUGAGAAGUCCCCUGUCGUGUGGUGGCACCUUGAUUCUCCCCUUUUGGCCAUUACUAGUAGAGCUGGCUGCUGUGAGCUUUCGCUGCAGCAGGUUUUGUGUGAACUGCAGUGUUCAUUUCUCAGUGAUCCAUGCCCGGAAGUGAGAGAGCCAGGUCACAGGGUAGUUGCUUGUUUGAUAUUGUGAGGACUUGCACCCUGUCUUCCAGAGGGAUGCCCGUUUUGCCUCCACACCAGCAGCAUGCCAGUGACCUGGUUUCUCCUCGUGCUGGCCAGCGUUUGGGUUUGCCACUGCGUCUGUCUGGGACACAUUGCCUGUGUUUCCCUGGUGGCGUGGUGACCUUUUCGCACUGGUGGCGUGGUGACCUUUUCGCACCACACCUGCGGCUGCCCCUCUGUGCUGUCCUUGCUGUUCCUCCCAUCAUCUUAGCCCCACAUGUGUAAAUGACGUAUGUUCCCCUCCCUUGCCAGUGUUGUUUUUGAUGUCCUGUGACCACUGUCUUGGAGGGCGGGCCAGCUCCACUGGCUGUCACAGCUGGCUAUGCCCACCCUCCCUGCAUCAGGGUCCUCAGUGAGACCUGUGCCCACUGGUUCUGGGUAAUGAGUGUGAACAUUCUCUGUGGCUGCUGGCACGUGGGCAUGAUCACAGGGUAGAGUGAGACUGCAGAGAUGAGGGCAGCAGGCCCCCACUUGGCACCUGAAGCUCUGGGCGACUGGCAAGGACUGAGCCCUCUUCUGGCUGGAAGGGGCUGGGCCACCAGCUUGUGGGCUCCUCUCUGGCAGGCCCUCUGGGGGUCUUAUUACCUCCCUGUCUCAGCUCUCACCGGUCUGUGAAGCCUUGUGCAGUCCACACCUGCAAUCAACCCUAGCCAUGGAGGUGGCUGCACCCGAGGUAUCUCCACUUAGUGCCCCCCACCUGACAUGCCCCACGCUGCCCGGGCCUCUCCUCUCCCCACCAUCCAUCUGGUCAGGGGUCAUUCAUGUGGUGCCUGCCCAAAUCCUCUGAGGAGGGCUGCCUGGAGUGCAGGUCAGAAUGGCUCUGGGGUUGGGUUCUGAGACUUGACUUGGGGAGGCAGGUGGUGGACAUAGGUAGAGUGGUCCUCAGGCAUAUUGUACCUCCCUGACCUCCUCCUGGGCUCCUUGCUCCUCCCUCCUGCCCACCUUAGGACCCUCGGGCUCCUCGAUGGCUUCCCUGGGCUGGAACAGGCAGGUCUGGUUCUCAGUGGCUGUGCAUACCGUUCCUCUGUGGGGCCCUGCCCGUCCCUGCUCCCGCAUCCAGUGGACUGUUGUCAUUUCUUCCCUAGGCUUUGGGACUACUCCAGACGAUGCCCUUGGGCAGGCUAUUGUAGUUCUGCCAGUCCCUGGGCAAACAGGGUCUGUCUGCGCUAGCCCCUGUGAGCUUGUCUCUGCCUGCUUAGAGGAGAGCUCUGGAGGCGCAGCUCCGAGUGGCUGUGGGCAGGGCUCUCCAUGCGCUGGUCCAGGUGUGCCCUGUCUGGCCUGAUGUGCAUUGUCUGCACAUAUCCUGGCAUUGCUGUGGGCACGGCACGGCACUCUGCACUGUUCUCCAUGGUGCUCACAUCUAGCUGUGAUGCGCACCUUGGGAGGUGCUGCGGGGUGUGGCUAUGGGCGUGGCUCGCUGUGGGCGUGGCUCCCUGCUUGUGGUGACCCAGGCGCUUGCCUUGAAGGUGCAGUCCCUUGUGGCCGAGGGCAGGGCUCCUUGCGUUGGUCCACGGUGUACUCCUCUGACCGGGCUCCAGGAACACUCGGAGGAGGUGUCUGGCUUUCUCCUGGAGUGUGACAGCUCCGUGCAGGGCGCACUGCAGAAGCACCUCGCGCUGUACAGGAUCCGGCGGAAGGUCACGGUGGAGCCGCACCCGGAGCUGCGAGUAUGGGCGGUGUUGCCCAGUUCCCCUGAGGCCUGCGGGAAUGCACCGUUGCAGGAGAGUGCAGGGGCUGCUGCCAUCCUCAUCCGCGACCCGCGAACAGCAUGCAUGGGGUGGCGGCUCCUCACCCAGGACGAAGGCCCAGCCCUGGUGUCGGGGGGCCGGCUCGGGGACCUGUGGGAUUAUCACCAGCACCGAUACCUGCAAGGCGUUCCUGAGGGGGUCGGAGACUUGCCUCCUGGGGUGGCCUUGCCGCUGGAGUCCAACCUGGCCUUCAUGAACGGCGUGAGCUUCACCAAAGGCUGCUACAUCGGCCAGGAGCUGACAGCCCGCACCCACCACAUGGGCGUCAUCCGCAAGCGCCUCUUCCCUGUCAGGUUCUUGGACCCCCUUCCUGCCAGUGGCAUCACCCCCGGUGCCACGGUGCUGACUGCGUCAGGACAGACUGUGGGCAAGUUCAGGGCCGGCCAGGGCAACGUGGGGCUGGCCCUGCUGUGGUCAGAGAAGAUCAAGGGUCCUCUGCACAUCAGAGCCUCUGAGGGUGUUCAGGUGGCCUUAGCCGCAUCUGUGCCAGACUGGUGGCCUACAGUCUCCAAGUAGCCCGAAGCCUUGGCUGGUGCAGGCUGAUGGGGAGGCUGGGGCCUGGGGCCUCUGUCCUCUGUUGGGGGUCUUCCCAUUCCAUCUGUCUGCUGUGCUUACUGGGUGGGAGCCCUGGUUCCCAUCUGGGAAAGUCCCCGUUGUAGGUGCCCUGCCUGGCCCCGCCCAUGCUCAAGGGCCCCAGGCACGUGGGUUGUUUUCUCGCUGGGCUUCCUGUGGCCCCAGAGGAGCCCACUGUGUGAGUGCUGAGCUCCACGUGGCGCUGGGCCCCAAUUGUGGCUCCACACAGGGUUGUCUGGGAGGAUGGGACAGUGUCUCUGGCCAGCACUGGCAGCUUCUGUGCCUUGCACCCCACUCUGCCCAGCAUGAGCCUCAUGGGGGGUUGGUCCCUGUGCCUGGAAGCUGGGCGGUGUCCAGGGUCUGCAGGCUGGGGCUCGGGCUUUGGGAGUUGUUUCACCGUGCUUGUUUCCAGCAUGUCUCAGGGUGGGGUUGUGUGUGGUUUAGAGGGGUCUGGGACAUUGGAUCAGGUGGCAUGUGGGUUUCUGUGCAUGGAGGAGCACACAGGGCUGAGCCACCAGGUAUCCCAUGCUGCAGGCUUGUGGAAGGCUGUGCCCAUUGUCCAUGUUUCCCCACCUCUGUUCCUCCUCAGAGCCCUCCAGGAGCGUGGGGUAGGGCCAGCUCAGGGCUCAAAAGCCAGCAGGGCAGAGUUCUGCAUGUGUGUGCUGGGUUUCGGCACUGCCUGUGUUUGCAGUGAGAGUGACUUGCUGUCAGUCGUGGGGUGCAGCCUCCUGUUCACCCACUGGCUUCCCCCUUCCCAGUGAAGUGUGAGCUCCAUGUUUCAGGGCAUUUAUUAAAGAGUGAGCCACAAGCAGCCCCUUGGGAGCUCUGGUUUCAUUUGCGGGAGAGGGAGGCGGGGGCUUAGUUUCUGGGAUCUGGCUGACGACCCUGGGAACAGCUGUCCCUUGAGAAUGCCUAGACCUACCAGAUGAAGCACUUGGCAUGGCUGCAGGCCAGCAGGGGAGGCCUCAGAGGCCCAGGCUGGACAUGUGGGUGCCGAGUCUGCAAAGGACAGCCCCAUGGCUGUGAGCUGUUGGCUGCAGGGCACAGGGCCUGGGGGGCAGGCAUUUGGGCCACCGAGCUGGACCUUAGGGUGGUCACGGAGGGCCAAGCAGGCAGGGAGCCUGUGCAGCCAUCCUGGGGGGCCACAGGUGCUCUCUAGAAACCUUCAGCCAUGGCAGUUUCAGGGCCAGGGGUCUAAAGGCAGCUCUGAGCUGCUGUGUAGUUUGCCAUCACCACGGAGAAGGGUGUAGAGUGGAUGCACGGGAGGAAGUGGCUGCAGCUGGAGGGAAGAGGAGGGCUGUCCAGUCCCACCUGCUGCGGUAAGCUCUCCUGUGGGCAAGGAAACAACUAGGUGGCCCUGACCCCUGGGGUCCUGAGAGCCGGUGGCCUUCAGCCCCUCUUGGACAGGUCAUGCUCUGGAAGUCCCCAGUGCAGGAUGGAUUCCAGACCAGCAUCCCUGCAACCUUUCCAGCCCCACCGGCUGCUGCUUUAAACUGUCAUGGAGACAUUUGAUCAGCUUCCCGGCCAGUUUUCUCUCCAGCUCAGCCAGGAGUGGAUGCCUGUGGCCCGUGUCACCAAGAGCUGGUGUCUCCUGCAUGAGGGGCAUGCACCCCUGGAAUGAGGGUCUGUGCCUCGAGCUCAAAGUGCCCUGGCUCUCUCAUCUGCCUGAGGUUGCCUGGCAUUCCCAGCAGGACCUCCUUGAGUGCUGCAGCAUCUGGGAGCAUCCUAGCCUGUCCCGUGGGUGUGGCUGGGUGGUGAGCCAGGAAGGAAGCACGCCACUCCAGAGUGAGGUGCUGCCUGAGCCAUCCUGUGCCCCCUCAGUGUCUUCAGGUCUCUGCACGUGUCAGGAUCUCAAAAUACUUGGUUCAUAUCAAACACAUUCUGUGUUCUUCUGUGUC